This is a messenger RNA of Rhopalosiphum padi (bird cherry-oat aphid), 1474 nucleotides long. RefSeq lists its product as uncharacterized. The record is from RefSeq and is a predicted model, not a curated record. Bases 560 to 1075 code for a protein of 171 amino acids. Lineage: Eukaryota; Metazoa; Arthropoda; Insecta; Hemiptera; Aphididae. Gene Ontology annotation, molecular function: sequence-specific DNA binding. The transcript is spliced from 5 exons.
UAUCACGUAUGAGGAUGAAUUGUUGAAUGCUGAGUGCCGACAUAAUAUAGUGUUACUGUUGGUUUUGUUUAGUGACUGAGUAGUAUCUUAUUUUCUUGUAGAUAUCUGUAUAAUAUAGUACUUAGUUGAUUUAACUUAAUCAAUUAUUUACAUAUUAACAACAGUUGUUAUUACCUACUAGCUACUAGUUUUACUUCAACAGACUGUAGUCUGCCCUUUGUACUUCUAUAAUACUAUAAUACUGUCAAACCACUUCUGUGGUCAAAUUGUCAAGAAACUCAAUGAUUUUUGCUAUGGUACUUUUUAUAGUAUAAAAGUAUAGUACUAUAGUUUUUCAAUUUAGAAUUAUCUAAAUCCUAAAGUAAUAACUCACAAGUGUGUUCAGUUUUGCUUUUCCCAAGUUAAAUACGCAACACAUUUAUCCAAUUCUGUAUUAUUCAUUAUACCAUAUAACAGUAACCCAAGUAUGGAAAUAAUAUUAUACUUGAUGGCCAAUACACAAGCAGUCGGUGCUUUGUGAGUGUAGAUUAUUUAAUUUCUGUCGUCAAAAAAAAUUAAAAUGCCAUGUUGUGUGCCUCUGUGUCCGUCUAAUGCUCUAAAAGUUAGUUCAUUUGGAGUGCCCAAGAAUGAAACACUGAAGCUUGAGUGGGAAAGAGUUUUAGGUGUUAGCUUUAAACCAAAUUCUAAAGUAUGCCGCAGACACUUUAGAGAGGAAGAUGUUAUUGACACUUGGGAAUCUGGUCAAGGAUUUAGCAAAUACACGAUUGAUUUGAAAAGACCAUCUCUUCAAAAAGGCGCUGUUCCUAUACGCUCUGCAUCUUCUAUAUCCAAGGUACGAGUGAGUGAGGAUUCAAAGAGUUGUAAUCAUAUAAAUACUGUAUUGAAAAAAGGAAUUUCUCCGGAUUCUAAAUCUUCAAAAGUGUCAACAAUUUCUACUGAUCAUUGUUAUUUGGAUGAUGACAAUAAAUCUGGAAGUGAUACAACAAACGAAACAAGGAGUGCAAGUGUAUCUGGAGGAAUUGCAUCACCAUUAAAUGAUAUAAAUCCACCAAAAAGAAUUAAGAAAUGGCAUUAGAACAUUGGAUACAUUAACUACAAAAAAAAACCGUUAUAUUUUCAUAAUUGAUACAAUACAGGAAUGAUUUUACCAAAUGUACUGAAAAACCAAUAAUUUUAUUAAAUGAUGAAAAUCUAUCAAGUCAAAUUCUUAAAAAAUUAUACAUGGAAAUUUACAGUAUAAUUUGUUUUAGAUUUUUUCAACUUAUCUACAAGCGUAUAAAAAAUUAUCUACAAUGAAGACAAACAACAAAUAAUUAAGAAGUUUCAUAAAGAAAACGAUUUUAGUUGUAUAUUAUAAUUAUUAUCCAUGUGUUUAAAUAUGAUAUAUAUUAUUUAUCUGUUCUUUUUAUAUUAAUAUUUACCUUAAAAAUUUAGAAUGUAGUAAUGAUUUAAGUACAAUUAAUACAGAUUAUUA